UCCCUGACCCAAUUGAUCACUGUGGCCUUCCCAUAUGCGCGAGGUUAUCUAUUUUCUGAAAAUGCCAAAAGAGCUGCUUGGAAUCCCUUCCUUCCUCGAUCUCCCCGAUCUUCCCCUAAAAACCCCCGACGCAUCCCAAAUAGGGUCGAAUUAUGCCUCCCCUGUCUCUAUUGUUCUUCUCCAAAUCCGUCGAGUGGAUCGGGAAGCACGGCAGGCCUUAAAAUCCUUAACUAUGUCCAUUGUUGGGGAGAAAUUUAUUUGAUUUUUUUUCUUCUAUUCUUGGAUCCAGUGAUCGAGUUUCUUUGGCAACUUCCUUUGCUGCAGAGGCUCCCAGUCUCGCCAAAAGAUCGCAUGGGUCGUUCAAGUGAAGCAUCAGGUCUUGCUCUAUCAACUUUUUGUUCUUCAAGAAAUAGUGUCUUCGAAAUUCAGUAAGAGUUCAGAGCUUGCUAGAGGUUUGCACUUUCAACUCACCUUUGAAACCUCGAAAAGGUAAGAGAACUAAUCUAAGCAUGGCUGGAGAGAAUAGCAGAAUUAAAAUGAGGCUUCCUCGUGACAUCCUGUUCAGCAUCCUUAGAAGACUGCCCCUAAAAUCUGUGCUUCGGUUUUGCUGUGUAUCAAAGUAUUGGUUCAAUGUGAUAAUGGACCCAGAUUUCAGGAACCUCCACUUCUUCCAAUCACCAACCGAGCCCACAGCACUAAUCUUGUCGCAACGUAAGUUGUUGAGGGAGAAUGUAAUCAGCAUGAAUCUCCUCAACCUAAAGGAUCAUAAAGUCCAUGUAAGUGACAAUGCCAUUAGUCAUAUGGUUGGCUCCCAUUCAUUCAACCUAGUAGGGACAUGCAAUGGCUUGCUCUGUUUCACUUCCUUCGAUCAAGGGGAGUCUAUAUGUGUCGGCAAUCCUAUCACCAGGGAACUUGUCACUCUACCAAAACCAUCUAGAACUGCAUCUCCUGAACCAUGCACACUGGUAUAUGGGUUUGGGUUUGAUUGUUUGACAAAAAAAUAUAAGGUUGUUCGCAUUUUCCAUCCGACACUUUCCAUUCCAGAAAGUUUCAGAUUCGGGAAUUUGGAAACUCGCAUGACAGCCGAGGUGUACACCUUGGGUGCAACUGGUUCUUGGAAAGCAGUGCAAGGCUUCGAUCGUCCUCCCUUUGGCCAGCCAGUAUUUGCUAAUGGAGCUGUACAUUGGGUGGUUCAUCCUCGCUUUGCGCUAGGACGUGAGAAUGACAAAAUCAUAUCUUUUGAUAUCAGCAAAGAUGAAUUUACGGCCACACGACACCCCAAAUUUGUGUCAACAUUCAGCAUCGCUGAGCUGAGAGGAUGUCUAUCUGUGGUAGCAGAUAUCAUGUCGAUUCUUAUAAAGGUAUGGAUGCUAAAGGACCAUGUAACAAAUCAUUGGGAACAGGAGUACAUAUUCCCUAUAAAUAAUCCCAGUUCUCUUGAUCGGAGAUUUCCUAGGCUGAUAUCCAUUUAUGAACAAAAUGAAGUGCUGCUAAUUUGGCUUCAGGAUGGUCUUUACUCAUAUGAGCGUAGGACUUUGCGUCGGAAGAUGUUGAAGAUAUCAGGGUUCCCUACAUGGUUGGAUUGGGAGGUUUGCAGUGGUUUUAGGGGAAGCUUGGUGCCUCCUGGGGCUUAUUGUGAUAAUGGAGGUGGCGAGAAUGAUGCAGCUUAUUUUGUCAGCAACAUGGAACUUUACUCGAGGCCUGUUAGUGCUCUAGUUUGUGAGCAGGAGAAUGUUGGUAGGUCUCAAGCCCUUGUUACAUGUUUUACUAAGAAUCGCAUGUUGGUGGAUUAAGUUAGCUCUACUUCUUCAUAAUUUAUACUGCAAAACCUUGUUAAGUGCUGGGAAAACAAGUUCCCCCGUGGGCUUCCUUUUUCAGUGAUAACAUCCUCUACAUGUUUGAAAUAUCUCCUCUUGAGGAUAUACAUGUUCAAAAUAUUAAAUCGUGCAUAUAUAUUUGCCACCGUUUUGCUAGAAAAGAAGUAUUGAAUCUUGCAGGUUACCAUACCUUGAUAUAUUAAUUUCAAGUCAGUUUUAGAUUAA
Molecule: messenger RNA, 2042 nt
Organism: Phoenix dactylifera (date palm)
Lineage: Eukaryota; Viridiplantae; Streptophyta; Magnoliopsida; Arecales; Arecaceae
Product: F-box/kelch-repeat protein At3g23880-like
Molecular function (GO): protein binding
Source: RefSeq, a predicted model, not a curated record